UGAUUGAGAGUAUGUGCGUGCGACUGGGCAUGGGUACGAAUUGACAGCGUGUGUGUCAGUGUGUGUGCACAUGUAUGUCAGCACCUGUGUGUGUUUGUGUGUGUGCAUCCCUUUGCAUGUAUAUUUGCACACACAUGGGCGUGCAUGUGGGGGAUGCUGGGUGCAUGUGUGUGGCCCUGGAUGUUGGUUUGCGUUGCACACACAUACAUGAGCCCAGCCGUUGCAGCUGUUUCUGUUGCUGCUCAUUAACCCGUUGCCUGCCAGUGGCCUGGCUGGAGGACACUGCUCUCUGUACUGGGACACGUGGCUGGCAGGACUUGCCCAGUCCAGCAUCCCUGGUGUCACGCUUGCCCACUCCUGUGCACAGGGUCCCCUGCCGGCCCUGGCUUCACUGGCUCCGAGGUCAUCACUCUGAGCUGUGGGCGUUACAAGACUCCCUCCUUAUAAACUGUGGCCAGGCUGAGUCAUCCCCUAGCCUGGCCAGUCCUGCUCCAUGAAACAGCCGUUCCUCACACUGUGCAGACCUGGCCCCAGGGCUUGCUCCCCACCAGCCACCAUGCGGCUGCCCCUGCUCCUCCUUGUUGGGUUCCUGGAAUUUCACUACACAGGCCCAUUCCUGGUGCGUCUGGCUGGGGGCCCCAGUGAGUGCGUGGGGCGCGUGGAGAUCAACUACAAGGGCCGCUGGGGCUCGGUGUGUGACGACGAGUGGGACCUGGCCGACGCAGCCGUGGUGUGCAGGCAGCUGGGCUGCGGCACCGUGCUCUCUGCCCCGGUGGGCGCCUGGUUUGGGGAGGGCACUGGCCCCAUCUGGCUCAAUGAGGUGCGGUGCCAGGGCUCAGAGCAACAUCUGCGCCACUGCCGCCACCGGGGCUGGCGCCAGCAUGUCUGCAGUCAUGAGGAGGACGCCAGUGCCGUGUGCUCAGCUCACCGCUUCCUGCCCGUCAUCACCACCGAGCCCUCGGUGCAGCCGGCCCUUGGGGACCACAAACCCCCAGCACAGAGCACAGCCAGGCCGGCUUCCACCACACCAGAGCACAGCGGCGCCCCCCUGCGGCUCGUGGGGGGCCCCCACAGCUGCGCAGGGCGUCUGGAGGUGCUUCACGGGAGCCAGUGGGGCUCGGUGUGUGAUGACGGCUGGGGGCUGCUGGAGGGCGCCGUGGUAUGCCGGGAGCUGGGCUGUGGCGCAGUUCAGGCUGCCCCCGGGGGGGCGCAUUUUGGGACUGGCACUGGCCCCAUCUGGCUGGAUGACGUGGGCUGCAGUGGGAAAGAGAUGUCCCUGAGGCAGUGUCGGGCACGGCCCUGGGGGCGCACCAACUGCCAGCACGACGAGGAUGCCAGUGUCAUCUGCACAGGGGGUGCUGUGCUGCGGCUGGUGGGUGGCGCAGGUUCCUGCUCCGGGCGGCUGGAGGUUUUCCACCAGGGCCGCUGGGGCACAGUGUGCGAUGACAUGUGGGCGCUGCCAGGCGCGGCUGUGGUGUGCCGGGAGCUCGGCUGCGGGGACCCACUCUCUGCUCCCAGGGGGGCCUUUUUUGGUGAGGGCAGUGGUCCCAUCUGGCUGGACAACGUGCGGUGCCAGGGCAAUGAGUCGGCGCUGAGCCGGUGUCUGGCUGCACCAUGGGGCGUGCAUGACUGCCAGCAUGCGGAGGACGCUGGUGUGGUGUGUACAGACGAGUUGGCCCCUGUGAGGCAGCGCUUUGCCAAGCCCAUGGCCCCACAGCCACGAAUGCAGAAGCCACGGACGCAGAAGCCACGGACGCAGAAGCCCCGACCCCGGCUCCCUUCGGUGGCACGGGAGGAGACACAGGCACCAGCCCAGGUAUCCCCACAGGCAGUGCUACCAGGGAAGUGGAAGCCAUUGUCGUUGCUGGAGGGCACCAGCCCCCGGGAGGCCGCCCAGCCAGAGGGGACCACGCGGAGCCCCCCGCCCUCAGGAGAGCCAGAGCUGCCCACUGCUGGACCCGUAGGUCAGUCUGGGAAUCUGCAGCUCGAGCUGCCCAGCCACCCUCACUGUACCCGUCCUGCCCCGCUCAGCCCCGGCCCAGCCCUGGCCCGGGCUCUGAUCGCUCCACCCAGCAGCACAAACACCUGUUUUUUCUACUGUUGUCUGUCCAGAUCUCCCCAGCACAUCUCCCCGGGAGACCCUCCCUGUCUCCACUCUCCCCGUAGGGGACGCCUGCAGCUCGAACAGUGCUGGCCUCAUUGCCAAAGCGACCAGCCAGGGGCCAGCUAGUGGACGACGCCCCCUUGGGCUGGGCCUGAGCCCCUAGGGGGGCCACCAACCAGCCCCAGGGCAAUGAACCAGGGCUGGGUUAUGCCCUCAUCCUCGCCCUGCCCCUCUGCCCAACCCAGUCCCCUGCCUGACCUAUCUCCCAGCCCCCUUCCUCAUGGGCUGGGGCUAGGCAGUGGCUACCCACCUCCCUUGUAAAGUGCUGUGAGCUCUAGGGAUGGAGAGGGCAGAGUGGGGGAACAGUGUUGUUAUUGGGGUGUGCACGUGGGGACGGAUGGCUUGACAGAUGAGGUGUAUGGGGACGGAGGGUUAGUGUGUCAGGCGCAACCUUUUGUAACCUUUACGUUGAAAUGUUCCCAGUUGUUAGGGAUGAAGGUGCAAUGAAACCCAGCUUAGUUUUCAGGGUCGAGCCUCUGGAGCGCUGACAAGCCGUGGGCAGUAGAAGGCCACAAGGCAGCACUUGGAGGGAUAAAACCAGACUUUGCUUAACUAAUGGUUUUCCUUUUCAGUAAGAUGGCAUGUGAUUGCAGCACAGCAGUUAUACUCUCACGCAAAGAUGGAUGGGUGUACCACUGACAGCAGCGUGAAGUACAGCCGUGUAACCCUGGGACCUAGUGGUGCCCUUUGGAUGUUAACUGCUAUUCAGCAAAACCGUUCCUUUCAUAGGCGCCAACUCUAUGGGUGCUCCAGGGCUGGAGAACCCAUGAAAAAAAGUUAGUGGGUGCUUAGCACCCACCGC
Messenger RNA from Chrysemys picta bellii (western painted turtle), 2966 nucleotides. RefSeq names its product scavenger receptor cysteine-rich domain-containing group B protein-like. Gene Ontology annotation, molecular function: serine-type endopeptidase activity. The record is from RefSeq and is a predicted model, not a curated record. NCBI's taxonomy places the organism in Eukaryota, Metazoa, Chordata, Testudines, Emydidae. Gene Ontology annotation, biological process: zymogen activation. Gene Ontology annotation, cellular component: plasma membrane.